Molecule: messenger RNA, 3447 nt
Organism: Caenorhabditis remanei
Lineage: Eukaryota; Metazoa; Nematoda; Chromadorea; Rhabditida; Rhabditidae
Exons: 20
Coding region: 1-3447 (1148 amino acids)
Source: RefSeq, a predicted model, not a curated record
AUGGAGACAUUGGUGGUGAUGAUAAAGAAUUUGAAAAUUGAAUUUGAUAAAGAGCAGCAGUGGAAUCGUUACGUCGACGGAGACAUUCUUUACGAUGUGACUGAUGAGAAGAGUGCGAAUACUGUCUACAGCUAUGUUGUCGACCCGGAAAAUAAUUUGUCUUUGGAAGAAACACACAAGUACUUUGAGUACAUCAUGCAGGCACUGACAAAUCUUUCUGUUGACGCUAUAGACAAGAUUGACAACAAAUGGCUGGAAAUGGCUACAAAAAACCGGGAAGUUUUUCUAGAAGCAAAAGCGAAAAUUCUUAAGAGAUGGACUGGAUUGAUAUUUGAAAAAUGUGGAGCGGAGAGCACCAAGAAUGAAAUUUUUUAUCAAUUGGAAAACUUGACUUUGUCUUUUUGGAGAGCUUCUGCAGAGAGAAAAGAAUUUUUGUAUCAGUAUGUUGAGCCAGAAGAAAAACCCGAACCGUAUGAUGAACAAGUUCCGGAAAUCUUCGUGGAAAACAAGAAAGCGACAAAGAAGAAGAUGAAAAAGAAAUCUUCCAAAAAAGGAUUGACAAACACUAUUGAGCUAGCUUUGAAAAGUGGUGAGAAGCGGAAAAAGAAACAAGCACAUUUAUCACAGAGAACAUUGCUCAGUAGAUCGCCAUCUUUGAAACGUGGAGAGCACAUUCGAUUUAAUCUUUACUCGGAUGUCACUCCAAUCUGGAAGAAGUCGGCGGGCAAAGACGCGAAUCUAGAAGAGAGAAAACUUAACGGUGAAAGUAUUCUGGUAUCAUUGAAAGUCCCGGUAGAAGAAGUUUUUCUCGGAUCCAAUGAACCUGUAGUGGCAUUUCGUGAUGAUACAUCAACCGAUUGGAAGAAAGGAGUGUUCACAACUCAUUCCCAGUUUGAUCAGAGAAUUUGCCCUCCCGUUCUUGAUAUAAUAAUACUGUUUGACACAUCCGGUGGAAAUGAUACAGUAUUCGAACAACAGAAAUAUUGGACUAUUAAAAUUGUGAGAGAUCUUCCGAUACAUGAAGAUGCUGUCAGAGUUGGAUUGAUUCAAUAUUCUGAUGCUGCAAAAACUGAGUUUAAUCUCUCAAGAUAUUCUGAAAGAAAUGAUAUUAUUACACAUCUGGAGACGCUAACAUUCAUGCCAGGAGAAGAUACAAGAACUGGUGUGGCAUUGGAUAAGGCAGAUGAGGAAAUGUUUAAUUAUAUCGGAGGUGCCAGACUAAAAGCCACCCGUCUAAUCAUUCUAUUCACUGAUGGCCUAUCAAUGGAUAAACCCACAAAGUCUGCAAAAACAUUAAGGAGAAAAGGUGUCAAAAUAUAUACGAUUAGUGUGAAUAGCAUUGGAUUUGUACCGGAAAUGUUGGGAAUUGUCGGCGAUGCGGAUAAUGUGUUUGGACCAACUGAUGAGGAUCGUAUUGAAGAGCGUCUUCUUACAGAAGUUGAACAUUCUAGAUCAUGUGAAGUGCAGCCAAAGCGCCAUGAAAAGACAACAAGUUCAUUUGGUCUCAGAAUAACAGAUUUCAUUGCUAUCAACCCAGAAAGCUCAGAAGUCAAUAUUGCAAAUACAACGACUAUUCCAACAACUAUAACAUCGGAUUCGUUCGCAAGAGAUCCAGAAAAUUCAGAUGAGGCGGAUGGUGAUAACAAUGUGGAAGAUAUAGGGCGCAAUGAAACGGAGACAACGGUCGUAAUGGAGAUCACAACCACUUCUCCCGUUUCACUAUCCUGGAAAGAGCCGAUACAAUUGUUCACUGUAGAGGCCGAAUCUACACAUGAAAACAAGGUGCUGAAUUUGACAAAUUUGAAAACUUCGUUAGCUGAAGAAUCUAACACGUCUGAAGCCAAAGAGAUUAAUGACACUGUCUCUGAGACUGCGUCUACCGGUCAAACACCUGAUGAUCAACUUACUCUGUCUACUGAACUCCCAACCUCAUCUGUUUCUGUUGACUCUCCCACUGAAACGACUAAUUCUGUGGAGAUAUCAUCCACUCCCGCGUCUUCACCAGAACCAACCACUGUUCUCACAACACUUCCUCCGGUGACAACUAUUUGUAUCAAUGCACCUACAACUACCGUAACUUCUAGCACCGGCUCGUCUAACUUGUCUAGCUCAACCAGCAAAUCCUUUUUGGUGAAACUUGGAGUGGAGAAAGAGAAGAAAGAGAAAGACCCUGUAAGCAAGUUCUUGGGUAGAGAUGUUUCGAACUCAAAUCUUAUUAAAGAAGAGAAGGAGGAAGUAAAAUUAUCUGAAAACAACUCUGAAGAACCCAAUGCAUCUGAAACCAAAACUCUACACCCUGAUUCAUCAGUAUCUGAGAAUAAAACUACAUCAGUCCCACCAGCAGCCACAAAUAGAUUCUUCUUCUCUACUAGAGUCACAUUUCGACCAGUGUCCUCAACGACUCGAAUAUCUACAACUUCUAGUAUUCCGUCUACUACUUCUACAGCCACAACAACUUCUGCAACUACAACAACUGGCAGACCGGUGCCAACUACAACUACACUAUCUUUGAGAUCUAGUACUUUGAAACAAAAAAUUGAGUCUACUGAGAGUUCUACCACCAGUACCUCCCCGAGUUCCCCAGUCACACCUCCCCAAAAGUCAGCCUUCCUAUUCCAAACCCUUUCCGCUGUCACAGCGUUCCCUACGCUGUUGAGCAUGGAAAAAGCUGUGACGCUACCCAUCAACAACGCACUCGGCGUAAGCAAACCAAUGAAAAAGAAGAUUCGAAGAAUAAUAAAGAGAAGACGAAACAUCCUUCCAUCGAGCCAAGCGAAGAAAGUGACAGACAAGGUGGUGGAGGUAAAAAGGGUGCCCACACCGACUACGCCACCGAUUAGAAGUACUUUGAGACCGAUUAUUAUUGAAGAGAAGGAAGAAGAGAUAUUUUCUUCCAGUGUACAAUGUCCAAUGGAUAUCCUGUUUGUGGUUGACAGCUCGGGAUCCAUUGCACGGACCUAUGAUACCCAAAAGGAUUACCUGACACAACUAAUCAAGAAAGUCGAGCCAAGUCGUAGCCACCGUGUAGGUCUUAUUCAGUUCGCUGGACCACAUAUUCAAAAAAUGGAAUGGUCUUUUGACACGCAUUCAAAGAACUCACAGCUUUUGUCUGCAAUUAGAAGUGUCCGACAUUUGACAGGUACUACCUACAUUGGAGCCGCUUUGGAGCUAUCACUGAUUCUUUUGGAUUCUAGAAGAAAACAUACCGAGACUACUGUAAUUCUGAUUAGUGACGGGUUCUCCCAAGAUGACUCUACACAACAAGCAAAACUUCUCAGACAACUUCCCAAUGUUAAGAUGUAUGCAAUUUCCUUGAAUAAAUUAACAAAUACGAAAUAUCUAACGGAUAUUGUCGGUGAUCGGAAGAAUCUAUUCAUUAAUGACGAAAGCCACUGGUUUGAGGAAUUCUUCACCAAAAAAUUACGAUGCGUACCGACUACUAGAUAA